CUAAAAUUGCAUUUACCUGCCCUAUUGGGCGUGCUCAACUUACUUCCCCAGACAAAGAGAGGGAAAGAUCGGCAUCAACAAAGGUCCCGUCUCCGGAGGAGUCAUGGUCCAAUUUGAUUAUUAAAGUCCGACUGUCCUCCACUUUGUUUGUUGCAACGAGCUUCCAAUUUUGUACGAUUGCCUACCAAACAGAAUUCCAUCAUGCUUGUUACGCUUAACCACGUCCUGGCACUGUCUGCCGCUGUUCUUGGCGUCAGUGGCUUGGGCACUCCCGAGCAGCGCUGGGGCUCCUCGCACACCGGCCGCACCGUCCGCCCCAACCCAAUCCGCAACACCAUCCACGAACGCGCUUCGGGAGAGAAGAGAUUCCUCAAUGCCAAUUCUACCAAGUUCGCUCUUGACGGAAAGAAGAUCCCCGACGUCGACUUCGACAUUGGCGAGGCGUACGCCGGCAACUUGCCCAUCUCUUCCGACCCCAACGACCCCCAGUCGCUCUACUUUUGGUUCCAGCCUUCUACGAACCCCAAGGCCGACAAGGAGAUCGUUAUUUGGUUGAACGGAGGCCCCGGAUGCUCCUCUUUGGAAGGCUUCCUUCAGGAAAACGGCCCCUUCCUCUGGCAAUGGGGAACCUACAAGCCUGUCCCCAAUCCCUGGGCAUGGAGCCAGCUCACCAACAUGGUCUGGGUUGACCAGCCCGUCACCACCGGCUUCUCUACGGGCAAUGCUACUGCCCACGACGAGUUUGACGUCGCCAAGCAGUUCCUCGGUUUCUACAAGAACCUUGUCGACACGUUUGCCCUGCAAGGAUACAAGGUCUACGUUACUGGCGAGUCGUACGCUGGUCUGUACUGCCCAUACAUCUCCAGCGCCAUGGUCGACGCCAAGGACGAAACCUACUACAAUAUCAAGGGCAUGAUGAUCUAUGACCCCGUCAUUGCCGGUCGAGAUCUUAGUGGUGACGUGGUCGCCGCACCCAUUGCCGACCAGCACAGCAACCUCUUCUCUCUUAACCAGACUUUCGUCAAAUAUCUGCACGACAAGGACCAGGAAUGCGGCUACGCUGAUCUGCGCAAGAAGUACCUGACCUUCCCUCCUCCAGGCAACCUUCCCCGCAUCAAGCCUGGACCUGGAUGCGACGAAAUUGAUAGUAACUUCUAUGACGCCAUUGUCGCUAUCAACCCUUGCUUCAACCCGUACGAAGUGUCUACUACAUGCCCCAUGCUCUGGGAUGUUCUUGGGUACCCUGGCCGCCUGCCCUACACGCCCGAUGGUGCCAACGUCUACUUCGACCGUGCCGAUGUGAAGAAGGCUAUCAACGCACCACCCAACAAGAGCUGGUCGGAGUGCGGUGGUAAGCCCUUUGUUGGCAGCGACGAGCGUAGAAUCCCCCCAUCCAUCAUCCACGUCCUCCCCAACGUGAUUGACCACACCAAAAACGUCAUCAUUGGCAGUGGCUCUCUUGAUUACGUCGUCCCUACCCUCAACACCAUCCUCGGUAUCCAGAACAUGACCUGGGGCGGUAAGCUCGGCUUCCAGAAGAAGCCCGUCGAGCCCCUCUUCGUCCCCUACCACCAAGAUGGCGCCCUUGCCACGCUUGCUGGUGCCGGUGUCAUGGGCACUACACACGAGGAGCGUGGUCUCACGUUUGCCGUUGUUGGCCUCUCCGGCCACAUGGUUCCCCAGUUUGCGCCUACCGCUGCCUACAGACAGCUCGAGAAGCUGCUUGGCCGUGUUUGCUCCCUCAGCUCGCGAAAGCCCUUCACCACCGAUUCUUCCAACACCCCCCAGCCCAAGGGAGAUUUAGGACAAGGAACCGUCGUGUUUUAAAUGGCCAAUAGAGUACAUAGAUUCGAUAUAUACGAAGUGCUUAGUCUAUAGUAUGUGAAAAUGGUAUAUACAUUUCUCAAGUCAAAUUGCUCGAAUGCCGUUUCUUAUUGUAGACUUCAGCAUUGAAACUCUGAUAUAACUAUACUUACUAUACCC
Messenger RNA from [Torrubiella] hemipterigena, 1983 nucleotides. Lineage: Eukaryota; Fungi; Ascomycota; Sordariomycetes; Hypocreales; Clavicipitaceae. The record is from the annotation of a GenBank genome assembly.